CUUCAGGGAGGGAAAACGAAGAGGCUCAAGACAAGGCUGCCAUUUUGUAACCUGUUCACGUGACCUCAAACAGACGGCGCGCACCACCUCCAUCCGUUUUCUGUGGAGACAGUCUUCGCUUCUCUGGAUCUCCACGUUGUCUCCGGUUACAAGAAGUAGAAUGCGCCAGGUUCCAGGCAUCAGCGUGGAGGGCCUGGACGAGGGCACGGCGCCCCCCCACCUCGACCCCCCGGCCACCCCCACCCCCCUCCACGCCGCCGUGUACGACUGGCACGAAGACGACGAUGAUGAUGACUACAUGUACGAACGAGGGGGGAAGAGGAGGCGACAGCGUCUAUUGGAAGUGGGCGGGGCUGGCAGUGGUGACGUCACGGAUUCUUCCUCCGUGAGCGAUGACGUCAGCGUGGGCGUGGGCGGUGGGCGGGGAGAGCGUCGGAGCUCCGGGCGGCGCAAGCGGCCCUCCUCCUCCGCACGAGAGAGGAACCUCCGUCGGUUGGAGAGCAACGAGAGGGAGAGAAUGAGGAUGCACUCCCUCAACGACGCUUUCCAGGCACUGAGGGAGGUGAUUCCACACGUCAAGAGGGAGAGGAAGCUGUCCAAGAUCGAAACACUAACGCUGGCCAAGAACUACAUCAUGGCUCUCACGAAUGUAGUCUGCGAGAUGCGUGGAGAGGACAAACCUUACCAGCUCUUCCCUGAAAAGUCGCCUGGUAAUGAUGCCUCCUCCCCCUCCAGCACCUGCAUCCCUGAGGACUCCACCACCAUCACUGACACCGCCGACACCACCACUACUAACGAUGACACGAGUACCACUACUUCUACUCCUACUACUACUACUACUACCACUACUACUACGACGACUCCGACCUCGCCGCCAGAUGCAGACAACAAUAACAGUAUUCAUAAAGAAGUCUCGUUGUUUUGAGAUAAGGCACGGCACAAGUCGCCCUCUGUUUGCGCCGCUGUGCCGUUGUGUCACCAGGAUCACCACCACCGCCAUCACUAUACAGUGCAGUGACGCCCUCUGCUGGUGUUAGUGGGAGGUGUUUGCUGUCCGUUUUCUUUUAUUUCUUCAGCGUCGCCGUCAGUUAGUUCCUCAAGGUGAAUUCCGUUUUCUUUUUUGGGAUUUUAGAUGCGAUGGUGGACAUGUGUAACUUUAAAAGGUUGUUUAUUUGUUGUUAUUUUUGUUAUUAUUAUUAUUAUUAUUAUUAUUGUUAUUAUUAUUAUUAUUAUUAUUGGUUCUUAUUCAUCGCAUUUCAUUGUUACUCUAAUGACCAAAGGAUUCCAUGUUGAUGAUCAUCGUUUAUGAAUGCCUUGUCAUCAUCAUCAUCAUCACCAUCAUCGUCAUCAUCAUCAUCAUUACUAUUUUUAUCACCACCACCACCACCACCAUCACCACCACCAUCUUCAUCCUACCAUUACCAUCACCAUCACUGCUCUGGUUAUUGCAUCAUCACAGCAUCACCAUCAUUUCACCAUCACCACACACAGUAACUGAUAAGAACACCAUCACUGCAGGUAAUAGUAUCUACUGUUCAUCAUCAUCAUCAUCAUCAUCAUCAUCAUCAUCAUCAUCAUCAUCACCACCACCACCACCACCACCACCACCACCACCACCACCACCUUCACCACGCAUCUGUCUACAUCGGCCACGUAUAUACUUAACUAAUAAGGAGAAAGAGAGAGAAAAAAAUAAAAGAGAUACAAAGAUGAAUAAGAAAAAGAUAAAUUUCUGGAAGUGAUGUGAAAAAGAAACAAGAUUUUUCUGUAUCUUGUGGCAUUUGAUCCUUCUCCUCCUCUUCCUCCUCCUCUCAGAAACAGAGGAUCAAGGGAGGAAUAAAAAGAAGAGGAAAAGGAGGAGGAGGAGGAGGAGGAGGAGGAGAAGUAAGCGACAACAUGAAGAAGUAAGUUACGGGAGUUAGAAGUAAGGAAGAUCUGAAGUGACGUUGAUGUGAAGUUUGUAUAUUGAUCGUCACGGAGCCAACACAAACUUGAGAACGAACACUCCUCAAUCCCACACCACAACACGGAAACACAACCUCAGUUCUCCUAUACGUGCAUCACUUUAAGGAGAAAACGAGAGGGAAAACACAAGAAAAAAACUAUAGAAAGAGGACACGAAACCGAGAGAGAGAGAGAGAGAGAGAGAGAGAGAGAGAGAGAGAGAGAGAGAGAGAGAGAGAGAGAUGUUUGGCCUCAACGGAGGAACGAAUGGAAAUAAGUAGAAAUCCUCGGGUGUUUCUGAAGAAGACUUGCCGUGGCAGAAGUUCUUGUUUAUCUGAUGCCUGAGAGACAGCGGCCAUAUUGCCACUGGGUCCUGACCGAAGACUUAAGAGAAAAACAGGUCAAGAAAAAUAUCUCCGGGAAAGCAAGAAAGGGAAUACGUAUCUGCUGAAGGGAAGAUCGAGGCCAGCAAGGCAAAUUUAUGCAAGAAAAAUACGUUAUAUACCCGAUAAGAGGGGAGGGAAAAGUGAAGAAGAGAGAAUCGUGAAGGGAAGAAUGCAUGUGAUGGUCAUUCAUUUUUCAUCCGCGUACACGAUGAUGAAGACGAUCACCUACGAAGAAGAGGAACAAAGAAAGAGGAGAAAAAUAAGGAAAAAUGGACGGUAAAGGUGCUGAAAAUAACGUGUUUGCUGACAACGAAACAAAAUAAAAGUGAAAGGACACUAUUUUCAACAAGUUUUUGAGAACGUGUGGUGAAGGUGAACGAAAAUAAAUGGAAACUGGCGAUAAAAAAACAGACAUAAAGAAACUGUGUGUAUGUAUGUGUGUGCUUACGAGAGAGAGAGAGAGAGAGAGAGAGAGAGAG
Molecule: messenger RNA, 2809 nt
Organism: Scylla paramamosain (green mud crab)
Lineage: Eukaryota; Metazoa; Arthropoda; Malacostraca; Decapoda; Portunidae
Product: protein dimmed-like
Exons: 6
Coding region: 161-925 (254 amino acids)
Biological process (GO): sensory organ development; positive regulation of transcription by RNA polymerase II; axon development
Cellular component (GO): nucleus
Molecular function (GO): E-box binding; protein dimerization activity; DNA-binding transcription factor activity, RNA polymerase II-specific
Source: RefSeq, a predicted model, not a curated record